CUAAUUGCGCAAGCGCCAUGGGUUCGCGGCACUCGGGACUCAGCGCGUGUGUCCUGGCCGUCGUCGUCGUCGCUGUCGCCAUGCCUGCCGAUAUCAGCCAGUGGUCCGGGCCGCUGAGCCUGCAGGAGGUGGAUGAGCGUCCCCAGCACGCUCUGCGGGUCGCCUACGCCGGAGUGGAGGUGGACGAGCUGGGCAAAGUGCUGACGCCCACCCAGGUUAAGAAUAGACCCAGCAGCAUUUCAUGGGAUGGCCUCGACCCAGGGAAACUCUAUACCCUGGUCCUCACGGACCCUGAUGCUCCCAGCAGGAAGGACCCCAAAUUCAGGCAAUGGCACCAUUUUCUGGUGGUCAACAUGAAAGGCAAUGACAUCAGCAGUGGCAAGGUCCUGUCCGAUUACGUGGGCUCUGGGCCUCCCAGUGGCACAGGCCUUCACCGCUAUGUCUGGCUGGUGUACGAGCAGGACAAGCCGCUGAACUGUGAUGAACCCAUCCUCAGCAACAGGUCAGGAGACCACCGUGGCAAGUUCAAGGUGGCGGCCUUCCGCAAGAAGUACCACCUGGGAGCCCCAGUGGCGGGCACGUGUUACCAGGCCGAGUGGGACGACUACGUGCCUAAGCUGUAUGAGCAGCUGUCCGGGAAGUAGGGAGCCGGCAGUCCUGGGGACCCCCCACAGUAUUGUCAAGUUGUAUAAAGCAUGCUGUUUCUCCUUCCUUCCUUCCUGCCCCCUUUGCAGGGAGUCCUGAGCUGUGCUAGGGUAGAGGUUUAGGGUGAUUUCCCGCUACCCAUCCUUAUGAUUCUACUAGUUGCAUCCUGGUUUAUGUUUGCUCGAAUUUAGGCUCCAUCUGCGGGGUGGUUGGUGUUCUGAUGGAGUCAUUGUAUCGUUAAUUUAAGAAGCGCAACUCUUAGGGCCGGGUCCACGGGCUAGUGUUGUCUGUACGUGGUCUGACAAGGGCUAGGUGCAGAACCAGGUACGGUGGCAUCUUCUGAGAUGUGUUUUGAGAGUUCUGUCCCCCGACUGAGACAACCCAAGGCUUCCAUGUCAGCCAAGCCCCGAGAGUCCAUAUGGGUCAGGUGGCUGCACAGGUGUUGAUGUCCUGUAGCUAAGGAACAAGGGCUGCUGUGCUGAGGCGUGGCCAUGGAGAGGAUCCCUGCUAAGCCUUGCUUCUCAGUGUUGUGAGCGAAAGUCACUGGAGUUGCUACAUGUUUUAAUUGUGUGUGUUCAUCGGCAAAUAAAAAUAAAAGGCAUUGGAAUCAGA
Messenger RNA from Peromyscus eremicus (cactus mouse), 1257 nucleotides. It is a transcript of the gene Pebp1, whose product is annotated as phosphatidylethanolamine binding protein 1. Gene Ontology annotation, biological process: negative regulation of MAPK cascade. The record is from RefSeq and is a predicted model, not a curated record. The transcript has 4 exons. Bases 18 to 644 code for a protein of 208 amino acids. NCBI's taxonomy places the organism in Eukaryota, Metazoa, Chordata, Mammalia, Rodentia, Cricetidae.